CUCGGGGACCUGAGAGCAUCGGGGUGGAGGACUACCAACAGCGUGGACCACUUUCUACGGCACUUGUUCGGAGCCUGCCAGUGUCGCCCGGCCAUGGCGGAGCAGGACCCCUCGGCGGAGAAACCCCCGGCCGCUUCUCACUUCACCAUCGGCUCGGUGUCGGAGGACAACUCUGAGGACGAGACGGCGAGCAAGACGGUGCCCUCGGCGGAGGAAAAGGACAGCUCCAUCUCUCCAUCCUCGCUCAGCUCGGACAGCGCUUUCGAAAGCCUGGACGGGCCUUUGCACAACAUGAGGCCCAGUAUGUCCGGGUUGCACUUGGUGAAGCAGGGUCGGGACCGCAGGCGCCUCGAUCUGCAGAGGGACUUCACCGUGGCCUCGCCGGCCGAGUUCGUCACCCGAUUCGGAGGAAACAAAGUCAUCGAAAAGGUUCUCAUCGCCAACAAUGGCAUCGCCGCCGUGAAGUGUAUGCGCUCCAUCCGGCGCUGGGCGUACGAGAUGUUCCGGAACGAGCGUGCCAUCCGUUUUGUCGUCAUGGUAACCCCCGAGGAUCUGAAGGCCAACGCGGAGUACAUAAAAAUGGCUGAUCAUUACGUACCCGUUCCCGGGGGGACCAACAACAACAACUACGCCAACGUGGAGCUGAUUUUAGACAUCGCCAAACGCAUUCCAGUACAGGCGGUGUGGGCCGGAUGGGGACACGCCUCGGAGAAUCCGAAACUCCCAGAGCUGCUGUACAAGAAUGGCAUCGCGUUCAUGGGUCCCCCCAGCCAGGCCAUGUGGGCACUGGGAGACAAGAUCGCGUCCUCCAUCGUGGCGCAGACGGCCGGCAUUCCCACUCUACCCUGGAGUGGAUCAGGUCUGACUGUCACGUGGUCAGAAAGUGACAAGAAGAAGCGGAUCGUGAACGUACCCGACGAGCUGUACGAGCAGGGCUGCAUCCAGGACGUGGAGGAGGGUCUGAAGGCGGCGGAGCAGGUGGGCUACCCGGUGAUGAUCAAGGCUUCGGAGGGUGGAGGUGGAAAGGGCAUCCGCAAGGUCAACACCGCCGACGACUUCCCCAAUCUCUUCAGACAGGUACAGACAGAGGUGCCCGGCUCGCCCAUCUUCGUCAUGCAGCUCGCCAAACACGCUCGUCACCUGGAGGUUCAGAUCCUGGCUGAUCAGUACGGAAACGCCAUCUCGCUGUUCGGCAGAGACUGUUCGGUCCAGCGCCGACACCAGAAGAUCAUAGAGGAGGCGCCCGCCACCAUCGCCACCUCCGACGUGUUCGAGAACAUGGAAAAGUGUGCGGUCGAACUGGCUAAAAUGGUGGGCUAUGUGAGCGCCGGAACCGUGGAGUAUCUCUACAGUCAGGACGGAAGCUUCUACUUCCUGGAGCUGAACCCCCGUCUGCAGGUGGAACACCCCUGUACCGAGAUGGUGGCCGACGUCAAUCUGCCCGCCGCUCAGCUACAGAUCGCCAUGGGCAUCCCUCUGCACCGCAUCAAGGACAUCCGGAUGCUGUAUGGCCUGCAGCCGUGGGGAGACUCGCCCAUCGACUUCGAUGCGCUCUGUACCGCCCCGUGUCCGCGAGGGCACGUCAUCGCGGCCCGUAUCACCAGCGAGAACCCAGACGAGGGAUUCAAGCCGAGUUCAGGGACGGUGCAGGAGCUGAACUUCCGCAGUAAUAAGAACGUCUGGGGGUAUUUCAGCGUGGCUGCGGCGGGGGGGCUGCACGAAUACGCCGACUCCCAGUUCGGCCACUGCUUCUCCUGGGGUGAAAAUCGUGAGGAGGCGAUCUCGAACAUGGUGGUGGCUCUGAAGGAACUCUCUAUCAGAGGAGAUUUCAGGACCACAGUCGAGUAUCUAAUCAAACUCUUAGAGACCGAGAGCUUCCAGCACAACAGUAUCGACACCGGCUGGCUGGAUCGACUCAUCUCUGAGAAAAUGCAGGCGGAGCGGCCGGAUACGAUCCUGGGAAUAGUGAGCGGGGCGCUACACGUGGCCGACGUGAACUUCAGGAACAGUGUAUCCAACUUCCUGCAUUCCCUGGAAAGGGGUCAGGUGCUGGCGGCCCACACGCUGGUGAACACGGUGGACGUGGAGCUGAUCUACGAGGGCACCAAGUACGUCCUGAAGGUGACCCGCCAGUCGCCCAACUCCUACGUGCUCAUCAUGAACGGCUCGUCGGUGGAGGUGGACGUGCACCGGCUCAGCGACGGCGGCCUCCUGCUGUCCUACGACGGCAGCAGCUACACCACCUACAUGAAGGAGGAGGUGGACCGGUACCGGAUCACCAUCGGUAAUAAGACGUGCGUGUUCGAGAAGGAGAACGAUCCGUCCCUGCUCCGGUCACCUUCUGCCGGGAAACUCAUCCAGUACACGGUGGAGGACGGCGGUCACGUGUUUUCCGGACAGUGCUACGCUGAAAUUGAGGUAAUGAAGAUGGUCAUGACUCUGACAGCAGCCGAGUCGGGGUGUAUUCACUACGUGAAGCGAGCAGGGGCGGUCCUGGAGCCGGGAUGCAUCAUAGCCAAACUGCAGCUGGACGAUCCCAGCCGAGUCCAGCAGGCGGAGCUGCACACCGGAGCGCUACCUGUCGUUCAGGCCGUGGCUCUGAGAGGAGAGAAACUGCACCGUGUUUUCCACAGCACCCUGGAUCACCUGGUUCACGUCAUGAACGGCUUCUGCCUGCCCGAACCCUUCUUCAGUGUCAAGCUGAAGGACUGGGUGGAGCGGCUGAUGACGACCCUGCGCGAUCCGUCCCUGCCCCUGCUGGAACUACAGGACAUCAUGACGAGCGUGUCGGGUCGAAUCCCGCCCGCCGUGGAGAAGGCCAUCAAGAAGGAGAUGGCGCAGUACGCCAGCAACAUCACAUCUGUGCUCUGCCAGUUCCCCAGCCAGCAGAUCGCCAAUAUUUUGGACAGCCAUGCGGCUACGUUGAACAGGAAGUCGGAGCGCGAGGUCUUCUUCAUGAACACGCAGAGCAUCGUGCAGCUCGUCCAGAAGUAUCGCAGCGGUAUCCGGGGACACAUGAGGGCGGUGGUGAUGGAUCUGCUCAGGCAGUAUUUGAAGGUGGAGGUGCAGUUCCAGCACGGUCACUAUGAAAAGUGUGUGUUCACUCUGCGUGAAGAGAACAAAGGCGACAUGGCGAACGUCCUCAACUACAUCUUCUCCCACGCCAAGGUCACCAAGAAGAACUCUCUGGUCACCAUGCUCAUUGAUCAGCUGUGUGGACGAGACCCCACACUGACCGAUGAGCUUAUGGCGAUACUUACUGAGCUCACACAGCUUAGCAAGACCACCAAUGCUAAAGUGGCACUGCGUGCCCGCCAGGUGCUGAUUGCAUCUCACCUGCCAUCGUAUGAACUGCGGCACAACCAGGUGGAGUCCAUCUUCCUCUCUGCCAUCGACAUGUACGGACACCAGUUCUGCAUCGAGAACCUGCAGAAACUCAUUUUGUCUGAGACGUCCAUCUUCGACGUGCUGCCCAACUUCUUCUACCACAGCAACCAGGUGGUCCGGAUGGCCGCUUUAGAGGUGUACGUACGGCGAGCCUAUAUCGCUUAUGAACUUAACAGUGUGCAGCACCGGCAGCUGAAGGACAACACGUGCAUCGUGGAGUUCCAAUUCAUGCUGCCCACGUCUCAUCCCAACAGAGGGAACAUCCCCACCCUAAACAGGAAACUGUCUCUGCCGCUACUGGACUACAAAAUUAGAGCUAGCGUCGCUAGCGAUACGGCUACCCCGACCCUGGUCAGGGCGGCUAGUGACGCUCAGGACAGAAUGUCCUUCUCCUCGAACCUGAACCAUUACGGAAUGUUGCACGUGGCCAGCGUGAGUGACGUUCUGCUGGAUACCUCCUUCACCCCGCCAUGCCAGCGUAUGGGAGCCAUGGUGUCCUUCCGCUCCUUCCAGGAGUUCACCAGAAACGUAAGCGAGGUGCUGAGCUGCUUCUCAGACUCUCCCCCCGCCAGCCCCUCGUUCCCGGAGGGGGGGAACCCGGUGCUGUACGGAGAGGAGGACAACAAGAGUGUUCAGGCCGAACCCAUCCACAUCCUGAACGUGGCUAUAAAGACAGACAGCGACAUCGACGACGACGGUCUGGCGGCCAUGUUCAGGGACUUCACCCAGUCCAAGAAAUCCGUUCUGUUUGAACACGGCAUCCGCCGGCUCACCUUCCUGGUGGCUCAGAAGGAUUUCAGGAAACAGAUCAACUGUGAGGUGGACCAGAGGUUUCAUAGGGAAUUCCCCAAAUUUUUCACAUUCCGUGCAAGAGACAAGUUUGAGGAGGACCGGAUCUACAGGCACUUGGAGCCGGCGCUGGCCUUCCAGCUAGAGCUGAACCGCAUGCGCAACUUUGCUCUCACCGCCAUACCGUGCGCCAACCACAAGAUGCACCUGUACCUUGGCGCCGCCCGCGUGGAAGUGGGCGCGGAGGUCACCGACUACCGCUUCUUCGUCCGGGCCAUCAUCCGCCACUCGGACCUCGUCACCAAGGAAGCCUCUUUCGAGUACCUGCACAACGAGGCCGAGCGGCUCCUGCUGGAGGCCAUGGACGAGCUGGAGGUGGCGUUUAACAACACCACAGUGCGCACCGACUGCAACCACAUCUUCCUCAACUUCGUCCCCACCGUCAUCAUGGACCCCUCCAAGAUCGAGGAGUCGGUGCGCUCCAUGGUGAUGCGUUACGGCAGCCGGCUGUGGAAGCUGCGCGUGCUGCAGGCCGAGCUGAAAAUCAACAUCCGACUCACGCCCACCGGAAAACAGAUCCCCAUCCGCCUGUUCCUCACCAACGAGAGCGGCUACUACCUGGACAUCAGCCUGUACAAGGAGGUCACGGACUCGCGCACGGGACAGGUGGGGCCCAAUGACCGGCAGAUCAUGUUCCAGGCCUACGGAGAUAAGCAAGGUCCUCUGCACGGCAUGCUCAUCAACACUCCGUACGUCACCAAAGAUCUGCUGCAGUCAAAGCGCUUCCAGGCCCAGAGCCUCGGCACCACCUACGUCUACGACCUGCCCGAGAUGUUCCGACAGUCUUUAAAAAAGCUGUGGCAGUCCAUGGAUGCGUAUGCCCACCUGCCCAAGUGCCCGCUGCCCUCCGAGCUUCUGACCUCCACCGAGCUGGUGCUGGAUCAGCAGGGGCAGCUGGUGCAGAUGAACCGUCUGCCCGGCGGCAACGAGAUUGGCAUGGUGGCGUGGCGAAUGACCCUCCGGACCCCUGAGUACCCGGCGGGACGCGACAUCAUCGUGAUCAGCAACGACAUCACGCACAAGAUCGGCUCGUUCGGGCCGCAGGAGGACGUGCUGUUUCAGCAGGCGUCGGAGAUGGCGCGCGACGCCGGCAUCCCGCGCAUCUACAUCGCCGCCAACAGCGGCGCCCGUAUCGGGCUGGCGGAGGAGAUCAGACACAUGUUCCACGUGGCCUGGCAGGACCCGGCCGACCCCUACAAGGGCUUUAAGUACCUUUACCUCACACCUCAGGACUACAAGAAGGUGUCAGCGCUCAACUCGGUGCACUGCGAACACAUCGAGGACGAAGGGGAAUCCAGGUACAAGAUCACGGAUAUUAUCGGGAAGGAGGACGGUCUGGGCGUGGAGAACCUGCGAGGAUCAGGGAUGAUCGCCGGAGAAUCGUCGCUCGCCUAUGAAGAGAUCAUCACCAUGAACCUGGUGACCUGCAGGGCUAUCGGUAUCGGUGCUUACCUGGUGCGUCUGGGUCAGAGAACCAUCCAGGUGGACAACUCGCACAUCAUCCUCACAGGGGCCGGCGCUCUCAACAAGGUGCUGGGUCGUGAAGUUUACACCUCUAAUAACCAGCUGGGAGGGACACAGAUCAUGCACAAUAACGGUGUAACACACACCACCGUGUGCGAUGACUUUGAGGGCGUGUACACACUCCUGCAGUGGCUUUCCUACAUGCCCAAGAACAUCUCGAGUCCUGUGCCUCUUCUAACAGCCAAGGACCCCAUCGAUCGGCCAGUGGAGUUCGUGCCCACUAAAGCUCCCUACGACCCCCGCUGGAUGCUGGCAGGACGACCCAAUCCCAACCCUAAAGGAGCGUGGAUCCGUGGUUUCUUUGACCAGGGUUCAUUUCUGGAGAUCAUGCAGCCCUGGGCACAGAGUGUGGUAGUGGGCAGAGCCAGGCUGGGUGGGAUCCCGGUCGGAGUGGUUGCCGUGGAGACAAGAACAGUUGAGCUGUCCAUCCCGGCGGAUCCGGCCAAUCUGGAUUCAGAAGCCAAGAUCAUCCAGCAGGCGGGUCAGGUGUGGUUCCCCGACUCUGCAUUUAAAACCGCUCAGGCCAUUAAAGACCUGAACCGGGAGGGACUUCCUCUCAUGGUGUUCGCCAACUGGAGAGGCUUCUCUGGAGGCAUGAAGGACAUGUACGACCAGGUGCUGAAGUUUGGGGCGUACAUUGUGGACGGACUGAGGGAGUACAGGCAGCCCGUACUGGUCUACAUCCCGCCACAGGCUGAGCUCCGUGGUGGAUCGUGGGUAGUGAUUGAUCCCACCAUCAACCCACGUCACAUGGAGAUGUAUGCUGACAAGGACAGCCGGGGUGGAGUGCUGGAGCCAGAGGGAACAGUGGAGAUUAAAUUUAGGAAGAAAGACCUGGUGAAGACCAUGAGACGGGUGGAUCCGAUUUACAUGAGCUUGGCUGAGAGGCUGGGCACACCAGAGCUGAGUCCAUCAGAGCAUAAAGAGCUGGAGACCAAACUGAAGGAGCGUGAGGAGUUCCUGUUACCCAUCUACCACCAAGUCGCGGUCCAGUUCGCCGAUCUGCACGAUACGCCGGGGCGCAUGCAGGAGAAGGGCGUGAUCACGGACGUGUUGGAGUGGAGCACGUCGCGGCAGUUCUUCUACUGGCGACUGCGGCGCCUCCUGCUGGAGAACACGGUGAUGAAGAAGAUCCAGUUGGCCAACAGCGAGCUGACCGAUGGCCAGGUUCAGGCCAUGCUGCGCCGCUGGUUCGUGGAGGCUGAAGGAGCCGUCAAGGCGUAUCUGUGGGACAGUAACGAGGACGUGGUGGAUUGGUUGGAGAGGCAGCUGACGGAGGAGGAAGGGGCGCGGUCGGUCAUCGACGAGAACAUCAAGUACAUCUGCAGAGAUCACAUCCUCAAACAGAUCCGCAGUCUGGUCCAGGCGAACCCAGAGGUGGCCAUGGACUCCAUCGUGCACAUGACGCAGCACAUCUCCCCCACCCAGCGAGCCGAAGUGGUGCGCAUCCUCUCCACCAUGGACGCCCCCAAUUCUUCCUGAUCGCGCCACGCCCGGCCAGGGCCCGAGAGGAACCGCCCGAAGGAGCACCGAGGCCAACGGAUCCACCGGCUGUGAUUCUGGACUGAUCGGCCGUCGCGCUGGCUAUCGUUUUCUCUCUCUCGGUUCCGAAAAACACGCACAUGCUCAGUAAAGACGAGCCGAGCCUGACCUUUGUUGUGUGUGUGAUGUUAGCGUUAGCAUUAGCUUAGCUUCGUAAUGCUAAGCGCACUUCAUGAAAUAGCACUUAAUAGCGGAGGGUUCGUGUUCAGCCACAUUCUGAUCAGGGAAGAAAUUGAUGAUGAUGCUAAGCAAGCUGUAGCAGCUGUUAGCAACUAGCGAGUACUACUAUUAUGGCCAGUACAAUCAGAACACGGCUAGUAAUAAACCUUGUACUUUUACAGCAUGUACUUUUUAAUGGGUGUAGUCGCCAGCUAAAGGCAACCAUUAUUACGAUGUGAAAUUAGCCGACCGUGUGUCGCGUUAAACAAAUGUAGAAGCAGCUGUGUGUAUAUUUUUGACCCAGGUGUUGUUAUGUAUAUAUUUAGGAAAUACCCCCCCAACCCCCACCCAAAAAUUAGAAAUAUCAAGGUGACGUUACUCUGGCUAAAUUAGUCUUGUAGCUUCAGUGCUAAGCUUGCUGAUUGAGUACAUAUAAGUGCAGGAACGUUUGAAUUUCACAUCUUUAGCCAGAAGGUGUCACUAUGCACCACACACACCGGGUUCUAGUGUCGAUAAAAUCCACGCUUGGUAACACUACUAGUUACGCACACAGGAUUAACAUUUUCUAACCUGCAGUACGCAACUUCCUACAUUACGUUACUAGCAGUCGUACUUAAAAUGUGGGGCUCACUUUAGUUACAGUCAGUUUGAGUCACUGUCUUGAAGCUCGGUAGACACCUUUGGCCGUGCCAGGGAGGGAGGAACGGAUAUCAUUUCUCCUCUUUUCCUCCGCAACAGCGCCUCCUGCUGUCUGAUCAAGUGGUGGAGAAACACAUAGGGCAUAGCGUGACUCUCAGUCUGCUGUAUGGUUUUCUUUGAGAAUCCAAAGAUAGUGGUGAGAGCAGCAGAUUAAUUUUAGUGGGAAUUGGAAAUGACAAAGUUAUUAAAUAAAUGAUGAUAAUAAAUCAGAACGGUCAUGCCUGGUACUCGCAUAUUAUCAGACAUAAUGGUUACGAGCACUCACGAGCGGUUUCAUGAAGGAAGGUUCAGCUAAACUGUAACAAACGCUUCUAAUAGUGUAGAAAUUCUCACAGUGCUCGCUCGAACUGUAGGACCAAAUUUCAGGUCAUUAAUUGUUUAUUUUUAUUAAAAACACACUACAUGAUUUAGUAAAAAAAAAAGAAGUGAACGGUUGGAGGCGGUUUUUUUUGUGUUGUUUGUUUCAGUCCCUUGUUGGUUGAACGUAAAUCUUUAAACGUGUUACUGAAAAGACUAGCGAGCGGCUAGAUGACUGAUCUGAACACAGAAUGUGUGUUUACAAUAGCAAACUUGUCUUGCUAUGAAACGUAACUCAAUAAAAUCGAAUUAAUUUA
This is a messenger RNA of Trichomycterus rosablanca, 8774 nucleotides long. RefSeq names its product acetyl-CoA carboxylase alpha (gene acaca). The transcript has 55 exons. The coding region runs from base 94 to 7242 and encodes 2382 amino acids. Gene Ontology annotation, biological process: fatty acid biosynthetic process. The record is from RefSeq and is a predicted model, not a curated record. Gene Ontology annotation, molecular function: ATP binding; metal ion binding; acetyl-CoA carboxylase activity. NCBI's taxonomy places the organism in Eukaryota, Metazoa, Chordata, Actinopteri, Siluriformes, Trichomycteridae. Gene Ontology annotation, cellular component: mitochondrion.